Hydra vulgaris (swiftwater hydra) is the source of this 2338-nucleotide messenger RNA. RefSeq names its product fibrillin-2. Gene Ontology annotation, molecular function: calcium ion binding. NCBI's taxonomy places the organism in Eukaryota, Metazoa, Cnidaria, Hydrozoa, Anthoathecata, Hydridae. The record is from RefSeq and is a predicted model, not a curated record. Gene Ontology annotation, cellular component: membrane.
GUAAAACCAUCAUGGUAUUAAAGCAUAACACAUUAAGUUUAAUAAUGCAUUGUAAUUCCAUUCUUUUCAAAAUGAUAAUAAAGAAUUAUAAUUGCAUAGUUUUACUAAGAGAUGAGUAAUGCAUAAAAUAUAUGCUUUUAUAAACAUUUGACAUUUGUAUACACUAAAUUAGAAGAAGUAUUUCUGAAAAUCUAAGCUAUUAGAGAUAAAGAAAUAAAGACAAAGAAAAUGAUAGCUGCGGCAAUAAUAUUUGGUCUUUUAGGUCUGGUAGCAGGUCAAAAUCGUUUAGUAUACUAUUGUGGAUUUGAAAAUGAUCUUUGUGGCUUAAGUGGAAACGAAAAUGCUUGGUUAAGGUACAAUCAAAAAACACCAUCUUUUAAUACUGGACCAGCUUUGGCAUAUGCUGGAUCAUACUUUGUUUAUUUUGAAAGUUCUGACCCAAAUUAUCAGUCCUCUUUAAAUUUACCUCUAUCUUUAACUCUUCCUGCCAAUAUAUCAACAUCAGCUGUACGGCUUCAAUUUGCUCUUUAUGCUUAUGGUUCUAGCAUUAAAUCUUUUAAUGUUCUCAUAUAUGACAAUAGUGGUGUACUUCUAACGAAUGACCAGAUACUUAACAGUCAAAUACAAAUGGAUUCUUUCUCUCCUUGGACAAUUAUAAAUAAAACCUACACAUUUUCAUCAAUAGUCAGGACAGUUGAGUUUAUUGUGAAUGCUGAAAAAUGGCUAGCAGAUGUUGCCAUUGAUGACUUAUCUAUUUAUGCAAUUGGAUGCGGUACAUGUAGUAUUAAUGGUCUAUGUCAGAAUACAACAAAUGGCCAGCAAUGUGUUUGUCGAAAUGGAUAUGUUGGUGAUGGAUACACAUGUUUGCCAAACUGUCUUUCUCCAUGUGAUCCCAUAAAAGCAACAUGUGUUGUAUCAAUGGGGGUUGCAUCAUGCCAGUGUUUACCUCAAUAUGGUUCUGGAUCAGGUCUUGCUAGCGCUGGAAAUAGCUCAUGUUCAAUAAACAUGUGUGGUUCUACCCAGUGCAGUCCUUAUGCUGAUUGUGUUAUGGAUUCUGGAGUCCCAGUUUGUAAAUGCCGACCUGGAUUUGUAUGUGGAGCUAACUGUGUCACGCAAGGUUUAUGUUCAAAUCGUGCUACUUGUUCAGUUGUCAAUGGUCUUGAAACCUGUAUCUGUGGCAUGGAAUAUUUUGGUGAUGGUUUGAAUGCUCCUGGUAGCACUGGCUGCAAAAGUAAGUGUGAUUUACUUAAUUGUGGGUUGUAUGGUAGAUGUGUUCUAAACUCUUCAUAUGCAGCCACUUGUCAGUGUAAUGAUAAUUUUAUGAACAAUGGAACUUACUGUGUUGAUAUAAAUGAAUGUUUAACACCUGGUUGGUGCAGAGGUGCUAACACUUAUUGUUCUAACAGUUUUGGAGGUUUUUCAUGUGAGUGUAUGAACAAUUUUGCUCCAGAUAUGCAAACAUCUGGGCGCAAUCGUAGUUGCUCAAUUAAUCAACAAUGUGCUCUUGGAAAGACAUGUGACUGUAACAACAUUAUCAGUCCAAUUACUGUUCCCCCAAUUUCAUUCUUUAACAAUGUUAAUGAUGCAAACCAAAAUAUAGCACGUCAGUUUUUGGACAUCUGGUCAAGCCAAAAUGUGAAACUUUACUGUAAAAUGGCAAAAUGUAACCUUAAAAUGCUUGAAGAAUUGAUUGCAAACAUAACAGCUUACACAAGUCAAACAAAUGUUAUGAUGAAUAAUGCAAAUAUGGCAAUAAUGGUAGUUAGGGACUUUAUUAAUUGCAAUCCUUAUGAAAUGCUUGAUCCAGCAUGGUGGAGUUUGUAUAAAAAAUUAAACGAUCAACUUAUAACCUUUAAACAAGUGAGCAUUGAUCUUGAUAUGAAAGUUAUUCUGCUAAAACAGGAGAGUGCAAGAUGCGAGGAAGUGAACUCAAAUUGGUUCCGAAGAGCUCUAGAGUGGUUCUCGCCUGUUCAAUAUUAGUUAUCAUCGUGGUUAAACGUUUUACUUGUUGAACUUAAUAAAGCAUUACAAUUAAGCCUUUUUUUAAUCUUUAUAUUUCACAUUCAAGCUUUUAUGUGUGGAUUUUUUUGUGUAUAAUUUUUAUUGUAAUUACUGUUGUUAAUUCUAGCUUGUUUCUAUAUUUUACGGGAUUUUUAUAUAAUUAUUAAUUUUCUUAGCAACACGAAUUACAAAGUUAAAGUAGUUUUAAACAAAUCGAUACGAUAAUUAUCGAUAAAUCAUUAAAAAAAAAUAAAGAAUUUGCUAAAAUGGUUGUAAUUAAAAUGUAUUAUACAAUUUAUUUUGAAAAGUAUAGAUAAUGAAGUUUAAUCUAGUGCAA